This is a messenger RNA of Radiomyces spectabilis, 908 nucleotides long. RefSeq lists its product as uncharacterized. Gene Ontology annotation, molecular function: DNA-binding transcription activator activity, RNA polymerase II-specific; RNA polymerase II transcription regulatory region sequence-specific DNA binding. Gene Ontology annotation, cellular component: nucleus. NCBI's taxonomy places the organism in Eukaryota, Fungi, Mucoromycota, Mucoromycetes, Mucorales, Radiomycetaceae. Gene Ontology annotation, biological process: regulation of transcription by RNA polymerase II. The coding region runs from base 110 to 778 and encodes 222 amino acids. The record is from RefSeq and is a predicted model, not a curated record. The transcript is spliced from 2 exons.
UUUUUUUAAAAGCACUAUAUAUUUCAUUUCUGCUUUUCCCUUCUUUUUUCUUUUCUCCUGCCUUUUUGUUAUUGUUCAAAAAAGAGAAAAAGCCCCUUCUUUGGAGUCCAUGUCUUAUAUUAAUUCACUCAAUGUGCUUACGGACGAAAGUCCUCUUUCUAUUUCGGAGGAACAGUUGAAGGAGGAACUUUCCUUGUGGGCCAAUGCGCAGUUCACGUUUGAUACGGAGCCUGGAAGCGCGUUGCUGGAUGAUCUUGAUAAGCAACAAACCUCAGAGGACCAUCAUCAGUACCUCUCGCACCAUGACUUUCCCUUUUUUGCUGAUAUCUCACCUCAACUAGCGGUUCCCGGCUCGGUGGCGUCGCCGGCUCCAUAUUACAUACCGCAACCAUCCCAUCCAGGAACACCGGUGGCCUUGCCUCGCUUAGCACCGGCGCCUAGCACUGUCAUGGAAACGGAACCAAAACCGUCGUCUGCCGCGUUGCCAAAAAAACGCAGAGAGUCUACCAAGCCGCUAUCUUCCCACAGACUCGCGGCCGAUGAGGAUAAGCGGCGACGCAACACGGCUGCUUCAGCUCGAUUCCGCAUGAAGAAGAAAAUGCGAGAACAAGCAUUGGAACAAACUGCCAAGGAAAUGACAUUGAAAGCUGAAGCCCUCGAAAAGCGAGUGCAGGAGCUGCAAAUGGAAGCCAAAUGGCUGCGAGCUCUCGUUGUGGAAAAAGAUCCACAGUUACUGAAUGUGGCAGAUCGCCCAUCGUCUUUUACUGGUUCGAAUUAAGGUCAAGCAAUCCAUUGUUAUUUAUGAACCCAACUUUUUUUAUAUGCCAAAUAGAAAUGAACAAUUGAAUAAAAUAUGCACCCAUCACGGUUGGUUUAUGUCCUGGGAUCCUUUUUUUUUUUUUUUUUUU